Molecule: messenger RNA, 2233 nt
Organism: Oreochromis niloticus (Nile tilapia)
Lineage: Eukaryota; Metazoa; Chordata; Actinopteri; Cichliformes; Cichlidae
Product: serine/arginine repetitive matrix protein 1-like
Exons: 2
Coding region: 636-1859 (407 amino acids)
Source: RefSeq, a predicted model, not a curated record
GGACUAUUGGUAGGCAAACGCCUCAUGAUCAGACAGUUUGGACUGCUCUUUGUGAGAAAAUCUCCCCACAGAGUUGAACUGUGCAAUAUUUUAGGGUGGCUGAAUGCAGUCAACCCUCUGUGUUUAAAAGACUGAGUGCAAAGACUUUCUUCAAUAUGACGCUUGACAGUCUGUUCUCCCGAGGUCCGUGAACGCAGCACCUGCGCGUGCGACCGUUUACGGCCCUGAUGCCACAGCGUCCUUUAAAUUGUACACUGCGUGGACCACUGAUUGGUUACAGGCACGCGACCACCCUGAGCAUUGUGGGCAGUGUGGUCCAACCCUGUGCAGACUUUCAUGGACGCCAUUCGGACAGCACGAAAUCUGCUCCGGACACUUGGUGAAAUCGUUACUAUUGCUUUUGUCACAAGCCAGCCUGAAGAAGGUUCGGUUAGAACCGAAACGUCGCGACUUUGGCUUGUAUUAUAUGUAUAUAGUUCAUUUUUGUAUUGAUUUAUCAACUUUGAGCAACAAUAAACCGCUCAGUGAUCAAAAUCAGUAUACGAGUUAUCCGUUAGCAUAGAGCUGCCUAGCAUCACCCACACGGUCGAGUGGGACCAGUGGAGAGAGCUAAAGGUAUUAGUGGACGCAUAACCAUGCCCACAUAUGCUACGGAUGGAGAGUGGACCCUCGUUCGGCGACGCAGGGGCCGGAGAGGGGACCGCGACUGGAGAGCUGAGGAGAUCGCACGCAGACCACCUCGCCGAAGCAGCUAUCCAUCUCGAGAGGGUCGGAGGACCUACACGGCGAUCAGGAGAGAUGAUCACCGCAGCGGUGAGUCAGACUUUUUCCACGCACCACAGCGGAAUCGGGGGAGAAACCAGCCGGCAGCAGACCGCUAUGCAGCCCGCCAGGAGAGCUGGAGAGGAGAUCGCGGCUGGGGAGCUGACGAGGACGCACGCCGACCACCUCGGCGCAGCAGCCAUCCAUCUCGAGAAGGUCGGAGGACCUAUGCGGCGGUCGUGAGAGAGGAACACCGCAACGGUCAGCCAGGCUUUUUCCACGCACCACAGCGGAACCGGGGGAGGGACCGUCCGGCACCGGACCGCUAUGCAGCCCGCCAGGAGAGCUGGAGAGGAGACCGCGGCUGGAGAGCUGAGGAGGACGUACGCCGACCACCUCGACGCAGCAGCUACCCAUCUCGAGAAGGUCGGAGGACCUAUGCGGCGGCCGUGGGAGAGGAUCACCGCAGCGACGAGCCGGACUUUUUCCACGCACCACAGCGGAGCCGGAGGGGAGAACAGCCGGCGACAGACCGCUAUGCAGCCCGGCAAGGAAGUCGGACCGGACGGGACCGACGAUUCGAACGGAGAACGGCUCGGGACAAUCGGUAUGUGAGACGCACUCGCGCUGAGCGAGCUGGACCUCCUGUUAACAAAAUAAUUUCAGAUGAUCCGGACUUUUCUAAAAAGGUCCGCAUUAUUCACAGACUUAUUAAGACAGUACAUCAUUUGAAAAAUGUGACUAGUGACACUUAUCCUCCUUCUUUAAACAAAAUAGCACACAAUUUAAAGACUGUUAUUAAACCGGCCGUCCCUACCAAACACACACAAAAUAAGAUUGAGGAGAACGCUAAAAACUGGGCCCGUACAACCAUGGUGAUCCUCCGGCAACAUUACACUCAGAGCGUAGAGGAGGAAUUAAAGGCUCUCUCUGAGUGUUCUAAACAGGACUGGGAGGGCCCGUUCGAGAUAGCAACAUCCUGGGCCAAGAGGAACCUGGGCCGCCGCCUCCAACCUGACUCUCUGGAACAGGCCAGAGCUGAGAUCGUGGCCAAACUGGGGGACCUGGGGACUGCCACUUCAACAGAGGAGGACUAAAGGAUCACAUUCCAGCCCUCACCUCAGACAUUUUCACUACAGAGGAGGAUGACAUUCACUGGUCAUAUGGAACCUCAGAGGCAAUGUUACAACACUGGGAGAUGUAUGUAAAUGGGGAGUCCCCAUAAGCCUGACACAUCGGGAGGGGUCAAGUGAUUUACAUGUUGUUGAUGGUGUUAUGAACUUGUCUAAAAAAUUCCAUCCUUCCACUGCUCAGCGGAGCCUACUGAAUAGAGGCCUGACUUUUAUCCCCACAAAGGGCUACAACAAAAAUUUACAAUUACAAUGCAAAUAUGACAUUCAGCAGUACCAUAGGAGGAUCAAAUUGGCUGCCUUUUAUGGGGAUAAAGAGGAGACUCAAUCUCAGCCCUUCA